AUGGUAUACAUCUUGGAGCUGUCAUAUGAGAUUGACAAGCUAAGGAACUUGGUGGACGAACGCUCUCGUUUGGUUGAAGUACUAAAGAUUCAACCCUCUGCCAAUGAUAACAUACAAUUAAAAAAACACCUGAACAAGGUGCUAGGUAUGCUCCGGGAACUUUCGAAGGAUAUUUUGCAUUCAAGAGAUGAAGGACUCAGGGGUUUGGUAGAGAGGUAUAAUGACUGCCUUUCGGAUAUACCAGAUGGGCUGAUCGAAAAGAGUGAUUAUAUGUUUGAGCUGGGACGGAUGCCUGAUUCUGGGGACGACAGCCCCCCAGAUAUGAAGCGAGUACGCUUCCAGGACAAGCUGGACGUCCAUGAGGCGCAAAAUUAUGAAGAACGGGUAUUCCCGCCCUACAAAGAUGACCCCGAGGCCGCGCUAGACAGGGAGCGCGAGCAGUUGUUACAAGGUGGAACUGCCGGUGGAAGGACUACACACUCGCCUUUUACCAAUCAGGACCUUUUCAUGCAGCAGCAGCAGCAGCUAAUGGAGCAGGACACCCAUUUAGAGCACCUGGCCGCUUCAGUGCAUCAGAGUCACCGUAUAUCUACGGGCAUACACAGAGAGGUAACAGAACAGAACGAGGGAAUUCUAACGGAUCUCGAGAGCAUGUUGAACAACUCCGGACAGAGGCUGGACAGAGCUAAGAAACGGCUUGUUAUAUUUGAGAGGACUGUUAGAGAUAAAGGCCAUUGUAUAUUGAUAGUCAUCUUGAUAUUCAUAUUGUUGCUGAUUGUCAUCGUGUUUUGA
Messenger RNA from Eremothecium gossypii ATCC 10895, 792 nucleotides. It is a transcript of the gene SYN8, whose product is annotated as syntaxin. The record is from RefSeq and is marked provisional. Bases 1 to 792 code for a protein of 263 amino acids. Gene Ontology annotation, cellular component: endomembrane system; SNARE complex. Gene Ontology annotation, molecular function: SNAP receptor activity; SNARE binding. NCBI's taxonomy places the organism in Eukaryota, Fungi, Ascomycota, Saccharomycetes, Saccharomycetales, Saccharomycetaceae. Gene Ontology annotation, biological process: vesicle fusion; intracellular protein transport. The transcript has a single exon.